Molecule: messenger RNA, 10722 nt
Organism: Cydia splendana
Lineage: Eukaryota; Metazoa; Arthropoda; Insecta; Lepidoptera; Tortricidae
Exons: 2
Coding region: 226-7995 (2589 amino acids)
Source: RefSeq, a predicted model, not a curated record
GACAAGCAACACUCAACUCAACUCUUGUCUGUGCAUGGACGACAAACGUAGGAACGUAAUAAAUCGGUGUCUCCUAGGAAAUAUUAUUGAUGUCUUAGGAACUUCAGGACGAGCACUAUAUUCAUAUUCAUUAUGUUGAGAGUGUGAAAUAGAAGUAACGACGUGCAAUAAAGUAUACGUAAAAGAUGUUAUCAAGUAAGGUCCAUUGUGGAAUUCGGGUUGGCCAUGGAUGCUAAGGACUCGCGGGCUGAGGCAGCGCUGACGGAACGUAGCAACGAUGGCGGCGCGAAGUUCACGCUCCAGUACGACAGGAGCAAGAGUCACGACGCCGGAGCGAGCGCAUUCAAGGGGGACACGGCGGGUGUGCGCCCGUGCGCCGUCAUAGGCCCCGACCGCGUCGUGCCACCCUCGCGGGACGGCCCCAAGAAGACGCCAAGCGAGCCAUGGCUCGCCCCCGACCCCAUCUACCGGCGCAUGCCUGAUUACCCUUACAAGAUGCCCGACCACAAGGAUCCCACCAGAAACAUAUCACCACGACAAACAUUCCAAGAAAAUAUGCAGCGCAUUAUCAUGCCACCUGGAUAUAAUUCUACUAAACUGCAUGAAGAUUCCCCGUUUGCAUCCAAGAAUACAAAGUUGAAUGUGCCCACUGAGGUAAAGUAUUGUGAAGUGCCUUAUAAUAUUAAUCAAGUAAGUAGUGACCAAAAACAUAAUAGGAAUGCUGAUCAUAGUGCAUCAAAUGUAAACCCAUUGCUUAUGAGAGGAGUACCUCAUGGGUGGCCUGCGGGUAGUGUACAUGUACGCCCACUGAGGACAUAUGGUGCUCCGGAAGUGCUGCCAUAUCCAGAUUACGCCAACUGUACUGGUCCCCGGCCAGUGCUUACCAGGACUCAUGAAGAACCACUGUAUCCGGAUUCCUAUUACCAUGAGAGCAACAUCCGCUUCAAACCCUAUCCCAACAUCAAGGAGAGAUACCCACAGAGCAGGUAUGAAUAUCUAGGAAAUUAUCCAAGUCCUUACCAUCCCCCCAAUCCCUUUGCUCAUAAAUAUGAAUUACCAAAGACAAUGCCGCCUCACUCAUAUCCUGGCUAUCCCCAAGUACCUAAAUAUACUGAGAGGAUAUCUGAGCCUCUUAUGGAUGGUUACCAAAGAGCCCUCAGUCAACAAGGCAAUUAUGGUGUUCCCAUGCGUAACCCUGUUAUUCAUUCUUCUUAUAGACCUGUGCCUGGGAACCAUAUGCAAAAUAAAUUGAACCCAUACCCACUAGAUGCGCAACAUAAACCAGUUCCAAACAAACUGCCUUAUGACCCUGCAAGUAAGAUGUACCUUGAUUAUGAUACCCGUUCAAAGGCCAUGCCUAUGCCUGAUAAUUAUUACCUUAAUGAUGUGCCUAGGCCAUAUCAUGCUAAAAACACUAUUGUUGUACCAAAUUUUGCUUCUUCAAGCAUGCACGGAGUAAAUGCUCAUCCAUAUUAUAUUAAAGAGAAUAUGUCAUUGAAAAAUUUUGAAUAUCCUCGAUAUAAAAACAUGGAUCCAUCUAUGAUAAAUCAUCCUCUAACAAAACUACCACCUCAGUUUUCCCCCAGUACCUUAGCAAUAUCACCAGCAGAUUCAAAUGCUAGCAAUGAAACAGCACUGACUCAUGGAACUUCUCAAGAAGACUGUGGAUAUGUAAGCCAAUCCUCACUGACAAGUGUGAGAAGUAUAGAGAGUCUAAACAGAAUUCCAAUGGAUCCUUAUGGUAGAUAUGACUACAGAUAUGGUCCAAUAGUAAGAGCUUCCCCACCAACCAAACCAGAUCCCAGCAGUAAUCAAGGGUCAAAAUCUAAAAAAGAUAUAAGACAAUUUAUAUCAUCCUGGAGUGAAGGAGAUGAUGAAAAUGCUGAAAACAGUGCUAAAAGAGAUGGUGUUAAGAACAUUACUGAUGAUAAACAUACUUUUAGUAGGCAGUGUGUUAGCAAUCAGGAACAACUCUAUGUCCUUGGAUUAGUCAAUGUCCCAAGUGAAGAGCUCAGCAAAUAUGAACACAUUCAAAAAGUAUCUAAAUUACCCGAAAAUAUUAAAGGCUAUAACAGUCUUGAAUUGCUCAAUCAAUUUGAAGAAGCUAUAGAAUCUUCAAAUAUUUCCAGUGUUAAACCUCCUACGCCAAGGACAAUACAAAUGCCGUUAAAAAGCGUUUCACACAAACAUGAGCCAAUACCUCGUGCUUUGUCACCAUUAGAUGUUGAAGCUAAAAUCAGUCAAUCUGUUAUUCAUAAAGAAGUUGGCUGUAAUUUCGAAAUUAAGCCAUGUAGCCCGAAAAUGUUGAAUGUCGAGGUGGCCACACCCAUGCAGAUGCUCAAUGAAAGAGUUAUUGAAAAAGUGGCUAAUCCACAUAAUGUAAAGUCACCUAUAAUAAUACAAGCAGUGGAUGACAACUUAGACCACACUUUACUAAAUAAAACAAUAAAAUGUCCCAUACCAAACACAGCAUCAAGUUGCAAAAUGAUAAGCAGUCAACAUCUAUCUAAUUCACCUACCAUUGAUCAUUUAAAAACAGGUUAUACUUUACAAGAUUUAGAAAGUAAUUCAGGUGUAUGUUUAGCUUCUUUACCCAGACUAGACACAGAUAUAGAAUUGAAUUUCCCUGAAGUAAAUCAACAAUUUAUUAACGCAAACAAAACAGAUUCGGUCAUAACUACAUCUUUCACUAAAGAUCUUCCUACCUUGGAUAUGGACCGGUCUGCUAUUGCCACUACUGAAUGUGAUAUGAAUUAUCAAUAUUCUCCUAAAACUGAAACUGAAACAGAUUUUUCUCGAUUGAGCAAAUACAGAAAAUUAAAAAAAUGUGUUGCAGAUGAGAAUGAUACAGAACCAGCAAAAGUUCAAGCUACAAGAGUAGAUAGUGUAAUUAUAAAAAAUCCCGAUAACACAAGAAGUCUUGAAGAAAGCAAUGAUAAUUCUGGGAGCGGUUUUAAAGAUGACCUUCAAGAAUUUGCUAUGAAUUUAGUGUCUCAAACUAAAAAUACAAAACAACAAAAUGAUGUGGAUAAAAUGUUUGACCCUUCCACCAACUCCACUAUCACCGGUAGAUAUGAUGAUGUUAAGACUAAUUUACCUGGCACUUUUAUCCAUCAAACAAGUAAUUUAUCAAACAAACAUUUUAACGUGAAUGAAGAUACCAACCGUAAUAAUUCUGUUCACGCACAAACAGAAGAUUGUAAUAUGCACAGUAGAGAUAUUUCAAACCAAUAUUUAGAAAAGGCUGCUUUGGACAUACCAAUGAAUCUGUCACCACAGGCAAGAUAUUCGAUGGUUGAGGUAGACGAAGAAUGCAGAAAUACUGAAAAGGGUGAUAAAACCUCUGUUUUAGAAGAGAAGCAUCAGUUUGCUGUAGGUAAUAUUUGCGCGAAGAAACAAAUAAAUAUCGAAGAAAAUUGUAUUAGUGGUGUUAGUGUAGAAAAACCCGACGACAUUUUAAUGGAUUCACAAAACGAUACAUCUGAUAAGCAAUAUUUUAAUACUCGUGAGAAGCCGCUUACGACUCCAAAUAACCAUAGCAAUAGUCUUACUACUGGGUUAAGCAAAGAAUGCGACAUACAAAAAGAUGAAAAAGGUAAUUCAGUUUCGCAUAUAGAAAAUCAAACUUCAUAUUCUCCAAAAAUGGAAACUGAAACAAAUAAUUUCGUUUCGCAUAUUGUAAAUCAGACUUCAUAUUCUCCAAAAAUUGAAAUUGAAACCGAUCAUUCAGUUUCGCAUAGGGAAAAUCAAACUUUCCACACAACAAAUGUAGAUUACAAUAAAGAGAAAAAAACGAUUUUUGAAAAAGAAGAAAAGGUUGCUUUGAAUGAAAAAGCACUAGUUAACAAUACAAUAAGCAUAAUAGACCGCGUGGAAGACAUUUCGGAAAAUAAAAAUGAACCCAAAACCAUGUGCGAUAAAGUAAACAAUAAAGAUACGCUUUAUUUGUUGCAAGAGGAAAAUAAUAUCAUUUCAGAGCAGUAUCGCAAAACCUACGACAGUAUAACGUAUGUUCCCAAACUAAAGAGAAAGAAAUUUAGGGGUGAGGCCAGUCAUCGAAAACGAAGUUACGAAAAUAAGCCCGUAGACAUUGUAGAACAGAAUGUUGUAAACAAUAAUGAAAAACAGCAUUUUUUGUUUUCUUCCGAUAAAAAAGAAUCUGGAGGACAACUAAUACAAAAACAAGCCCAGAUUAUACCAGGAAACGUUAUAGCAGAAGAAAAUAUCAAAACACGGGCUCAUUUGAUGAAUAUAAAAUGUACGAACGUUAAUAAAAAUGGGCCUACAGAAACUGUAGCAUAUAAUGACAUUAUGGAGAAAAUUUCGAAUAAUUUACAAGACGAUAUAAAUACCAAUAAGCCAGUUUCAUCUUCGCCUAUCAUAGGCAAUUGUUUCGAAGAAAUAUGCGAAUCUGAGACGAAAUCACUACAAAAUAAUUUGUCUUUGGAUACUGAUAGUGACACCAAAAAAUGUAUUAAAAACUCUGAUUCGACAGUGAAAAAUAAUCCAAUUUCGGAUAAUCCAGUAGAAAGUCAAAGUAAGUCAUACAAAGUUGUUGACAACGAUGCGUUAGAGAUUUCCAGUGAUUUAAUUGAACAAAAAGAAAAGUCUUUGGAGCACGCAAACGCGAGUAUUAAUCAUGAAGCAAAAGAAUUAAAGACGCUGGUAAUGUACCAUCAAGAUGAAACUCAAUCUCCAAAUCAAUCAAUAGACAUUAAUUUUAAGAACAAAGAUUUCAAUCCACUGGUUAAUUCUGAUAUAAAAGAAGAAGAACUCGAAGAAACAAUAAAAGAUUACACUAUGAGCUCUGUUACCAAGAAACUGGAUCCGCUCAAUGUCACUGAUCAAUGUGUAGAACACGGCGUAGAAUUGAAUGUAAUUAAAAGUACUUAUUUUGAAAAUGAAAACAUAAAUACUUCCACUAAUGUACAAAAAACUGAAUAUCAAUCGCAAAAACUAGAAAAUGUUGAAUGUAAAAACGAAGGCCAACAUCAUGAUGUCCAAAUGCGUAUUAAUAGAGAUAAUCUCGUCUUGACAGACUUCGAACAUGAUAUUCAAAAGAACUUUUGUCAAGACGAAACAAAAACUAAAAACGUCCCGGCGUGUCAUGCAUUCGUAAAUAAAGAGCUUUUUUCUUCUCGUUUUCAGAACUUACUUUUUUAUAAUGAAAAUUUUGACACCUGUUCUAAUACUGGUGAAUACAAGGUAAUUGAUAAACAACCUACAAUGCAUAAUAGUUUAUGUGAUCAUAUGGCCAAUAGUCCAAAAACUGACGACGUUGAUAUAAAUAUUGAAAAUAAAAUUAGUAGUGAUCAAAAUAUUAGGGAUUUGGAUUCGUCUGAUCGAAUCGAAACAAUGGAUGAAGCCGCUACGAAUGAGGAAUGUGGUAACGGAAAUCUUGGUGAAGAAAUAUUUGACGCCACUUCUUCGGAAAAUAAUAACAUAAGCAAUGGUCCAAAAAACGAGGAUAAUGUUAACAAAAAUUGUAUUAAAAACGAUAAAGAAAGUAGUAUGCCAUCGCCAGAAACUCAAAUAAAAAGUUUUGAUAAAAAUGUAAUACAUACUGUCACAGAUACUGUUGAAAAAUCGGUGGGUAGUUCGGUUUCUAAGUCUUCUUGCCAAGAAAUAGAUAUAGCAUGGAGAAAAGAUUUAGAAAACAAUAGUGGUAAAUGCGGAUCAGAUAUACAAUACACAAAUAUAGAAACUUUUUCAAAAUCGGUGGACAACUCCGGUUAUAAGUCAUCUGGCAUAGAAAUCGUUGAUGAAUGUGUAAAAAAUUUAGAAAACGACAAUGCCGCAUGCACAAAUAAAGAUACGUUUCCAAAAUCAGUUGACGAUUCUGGUUAUAAGUCACCUAGCCAAGAAAUGGACGAUGAAUGUGUUAAGGAUUUAGAAAACAAUAACGGUGACUCAGAUUUACAAUUAAUUAAUAAUGUCGAAAGUGAUGCUUGUCCCACUAAUAUUAUAGUAAUUGAAAAUUCUAUAAGUGUGACACCAGAACACUGUAACGAGUAUAGUAAAAUUGGCACACCUGUCGAGAAUGAGUUGGAUAAAAAAAUAGAAUCUUUCGUUGAACAUUUAAGCACUCGACCACGUUUUUCCCUCAAAAGAUCAUUAUCUGACUCUGCUUUAAAUGCAUAUGAUGAUGACGUAGACGAGUGUUCAUCAAAAAGAUGUAUCUUGCCCAAAAGACGGAAAAAAAUCUGUGACAUCAGCAAAAUAGACGAAUCCCAUUUGCUGAACAUAAUUCAAAGUAGUAGAAGAAAUUCUGUGUCAACACUUAGCAACGAAAAUUUUUCGUUUUGUAUACUGAUAGAUGAUCAUUGUAUUGUCUCUGAUGAAAAUUAUGAACAAGAAAAUUAUAUGCAGUUUGAAAACAAUUUCUCAAACCAUUCGCUUAAAGAUCCUGUAGUGGAUGAAAAGAGUGUAUCUCCAGCGUAUAACUUAGAAGACCAGAACGAAAAUACUUCUGACACAUACAUAAGCAAAUAUGAUGAAGAAAAAAUUUGGGUCGAAGACGUUGGCUGUGAAGAAACUAUUGAAACCGAGGACAUCGCAGAAAAUAUCGUUAUUGGUGAUCCAGCUUCUCCAAAGGAUACGGAUUUAACCGAUUAUGAAUCGGACGAUGAAGACAUGGAUACCUUAAGUAAUGAAGACGCAGAUCACACGAGCAAAGUUAAACACAUAUAUGGCGAUAACAUGUGCACAAAUGAUGCUCAAUUAGUUGACGCGUUGUACAGAACGCCUCAAAUGGAUGUUAAUAAAAAACUAAUGGAUAAAGAAUCUCAUACAACCGAGAAAGGUAGUAAAUAUUAUGAUAGCGAUUCAUUAGAAAUGUUAUUAGCUGAACCUGUUGACAAUAUCCCUCGUGCGGUUACAGAGUCAAAUAUAAAUUCUAUCAGCCUACCGAUCCGGCAGGGACCUGAGGCAGGCACUAUGAACAAAGAAAACCUGAAUUCAAAGUGUUUACAAGUUCCCUCACCUCUUAUGAAUAAUAUAAAAAAUAUACUGAUGAUUGACGCUAUCCCAAAUGAGAAGUAUAUAGAAUCGAUAAAUAAUGAUACGGAGCCACCUGCUGAUAAUAAUUGUACUGAUACUCAGGACGGUACAAUACACUCAUGUGAGUCAAGUUUAGACAAUGUAUUCUCUUACGUUGAUAAAAGGAACGGUAUACAUAAAACUUCUAGUUCACCCGAAGUUUCGUCUACUACAUCUGAAGAAAAAAAUUCAAGUAUAUUACUUAAAAUUUCUAACUUCAAAGGUUCACGAAUAUCUGAAGUAAAAAACUUAAGUUCCGAUAAGCAAGAACACAGUAGCUGUAAACGUACUACCACCGAAUUUUUUAAACCUGAUUACAGCCAUGGUACCACUUCAAAGCGACCAUUGCUCACGAAAGCUGCUCAAAAAUAUAUUCCCCCGCUUAGAGAGUCUAUUCCUGAUCUAAAAGUAAAAUUGGCUUUACCACAACAAAGUCUACUGAAGUUGCAAAAGAACAAAGUAGCCAAAGAAGAACCAAAGUUUAGCACUCGGAAUAUUUAUAGUGAUAUUAACAAUAUUAAGCUAAAAAAAGAAAUCCCAAAGAAAAUUAAACCUAAAUUUGAAGAUGUUCUUAAAAAUAUUGAUGAAGCUCAGUUUCAAAUGCACAAAGCAAAGACUAAAAAAUCAAAAAAGUACAUUCCUAAGGUGGUUAUAAAAAAGUCCGAAAAUGGGUCACAUUAUGCCAGUAGUUGCGCAAAAGAAGCAUUCAAUCCAGAUUUGACUGGGAGGAAAUGGCAGCCAUGGGUAUUUAUUGAAAAAAAUAAAUUUAUUGACAACAUGGCACUCAGAAACAAGACAAGGGCUGUGUUCAGUCACAGAAGGAAGUCCUAUGUCUUGGCUGAGAAAUUUUGCAAGUACAAAUCAAUUAGUACUGCAAAAUUUGUCAUAUCCCAACCCAAAUUAAAUGAUUUUUCUACAGGAAAUCUAAAAUACACAAUAAAAUUGAAACAUAGGUAGCUACUAAAGUAAGAAUGUUUGGAACUGGUUUUUUAGGAUCUGCAUUACAAAUGUAUCUGCACAUCCAAGACUGGAGCCCACCCAAAUUAACAUUCCUUCGAUUCCAAAUAAUUUUAUUUAGUUAGGAUGUUAACCGUUUAGUUCACUACCUUGUGACAAAGCCAAAUUUUCUACAGUGUGAUAUGAGAAAUAAAAUUAUUUAGGUACUGUAUAAUAAACUAGUGCAAUUUGAUCUGAUCUGUAAUUUGUUACUGUAUUACAAAGUUUAUUAAAAUUGUUUUUCUUAAAGUCAUUCCAUUUUAUAGCAGAAUUAUAAAAAAUAUAUAUAUCUGCACUUAGCACUUUAUAAUAAGCCAUAAAUUAGUAUUAAUUGUUUAUUUAUUGUCAUAAUUUAAUAUUGUUUUUAUUAAAAUUUAGUAAGUUAUAUUUAUAUGUAUAAAGGUUUAGGUUUGUUAAUAAGUACUGUUUUAUGAUUGUUUAGUGUUGCAGGGAGUAGUUUCAUAAACAUUAAAUAACACUUAGUGCAAUAUAAACCUUAAGGUUGCACACAGAUAAUAACCUGUAUGUACCUACACAGUCAUAAACUACAUUGCAAUGUUGUUUUUUUUUAAUAAUUUCGUUAUGACGGUACUGUCUACAUGAAAUCGUAAUUUUAAUAUCUACUUGUUAUUUCUACUAGAAAUAUUAAGUUACUGUUGCACGUAUUUAUAUUUUAACUUCUACUAGUACGUUGGACACUAAACUUUUGCCAGCGGUUUGCGAUAUAACUUCGAACCGUAUGAUUUGGAAGUAGAGGGCCUACAGAUCAUUGGGCCUACCGCGAACCACGUUCGACAUGUUGCCUCCCUGUCACACUUAAGUAAGAAUUUACAAGUGCGACAGAUAGGCAACACGUCUAACGUGAUUCGCGAUAGGCCCUCAGGUCCUAUAGCCAGGGCAAUGGAUACCGCCGGCGAACGUAUUAUACGAAACGGGCUCGCAGAAAAUGGGGUUUUAAUUUUAUAACAAACUGGUCGUUUUCAUGAGAUCAUGAGACACCGGUAAACAAAUAAUUAAUUAUAUACUAAGAUUGGUUAAUUGUAAAUGAAAUGUGAACCUAUCUACUACUGUUUAUAAAAAUUAGGAUGUAAUUAUUUAUAAGACCAAACAACCCUUGUUGAUAUGGUUAACAAUUGCUCACGUAAAUUCUAAGCACCAUUAUAAUAUAUGUGUAUUGCGAGAAAUAGGUGUUACUUUAGGCUCAAGUACAAAGAGUGCGUACUGCUGUUAUUGAUGUCCUAUACUGUAUUGUGUAUUUAUAAACAUUAUGCUUGUUGUCGCUUAAUGUUGUCUGCAAUGUUGAUUUAAACGAUGUAGUACAACGGCAUAGUGUAAUGAACUUUCUGCGUGAAGCAAGCAGAACCAAUACUCAGACGUUAUAUAUAUAUAUAUUGGAAAAAUAACUAGCUUUUCUAUGUAAUAUUUUUAUAUUGCUCUGUUUUACGCUCUUCGACUUGCGAUGUUACGAGCGGUGUAUUUAAAUAUUUGAUGGGUCUUGCUUGACCCGUAAUUUCCUAAUGUUGUCCUUAUUAGAACCAAGUGCCUGAUAUAUUUCGUUUGCAGUAACGUAAUAUCAUAUAUUAUAUAUUUCGAAAAUACCGUAUACUCGCAUACAUAUGCUACAGUGCCUUUAGCGUUUGAGCUAAAAUUUUACACCACCGUAAAAUGCGGAGUACCUAAUAUUGUAAUGUAAUUACAGUAUGUGUAAUUGUGUAUUUAUACACAGACACUUCAGAAAAUGGUGUAUUUACUGAUCUCAUAAUCAAGGCACUCGCCAUUAAACGUUUUAGCCUGAUUGUGCCUAAACCGUAUUAAAAUAAAAUAAUACACUAUUUUUAUACUAUGUACAGGGUGUUAAAUAAAUAUAUACCAAAUAAAGUGCUUUUAUUAGAGUCCUGCAUACAUUUUAGUAGCAACCGCCGUCUCGUAUAUUGUAGAAAUUAGUUGUUAAGUAUGUAUAUGUAACUUAAAAUUAAUUUUCCUUGUAUUGAGUGAGUGAUGCUCAUAAUUGUAUAGUGGUUUGAAACGGUUUUAUAUAAUAUAAAUAUAUUUAUAAUAACAUAUUUUAGGCUAAAUGUUGCAUAACUGGGGUAAUUUUAUGAAUACUUACGAAAUGUACAAAAUAAAUAAGUAUGGAUAUGAAUGAUGUGCUAUAAAUAUCUGCAUAAUUUACAAGAUGUUUUGAUAGUUUUGAGGCUGUUCUAUUUAAAAGCAAAUUCAUGGUUCCUUUGGGACAGUCCGACUGAUUACGCAUGUUUGUUAUUUUACUAAUUGCUAUGUUGCGUACGUUGUUGAGUUUUGUAUAUUUUUUUCUAUAUCCUAAAAAAAAUCUUUGUAGUUUCGCACUAUUGAGUACUGUUUGAGAGUUUUAUUUUACAGCACUGUUGGUAAUUGUUAUAUUUUAAGCGCAUAGUAAGUUUUAUUGCAUUAAGGGUUAUGGAAUAAGUUAUAAGAGAUCGUAAAAUAUAUGUUUUGCGUUUAAUGUUAAAUGCAUAUCGUUUAAUGCCAGUAACGCACGUGAUAGUGUUUCGUGAUAGAUGUAAACCAAAAGGCGCGCGCUCGCUCCGCGGGGCGGUCUGUCGCAGGGAGCAGUGCGCUAUUUGUUAAAGGGAAUAUUAAGUUUUCGAGUGAAACCUAGUUUUGAGAAUUGUUCUAAUAUUGACCAAAUAAAUGUGUUCUAAAUAAAAA